Messenger RNA from Anisakis simplex (herring worm), 264 nucleotides. Lineage: Eukaryota; Metazoa; Nematoda; Chromadorea; Rhabditida; Anisakidae. The record is from the annotation of a GenBank genome assembly.
AUGGAACCAUCGGAGCAAGCCAGUAGAGUGCGUUCGACCGUGAUUGACUUACAAGCACCGAAAUUCGCGAAGAUUUCCAAAGAGGAUGUGAAGAAAAUCAGCGCAAAAGUAAGAAGUCUGAAUGGAGAGCAGGCGCGAGCCGUGGUAAAGGCGUUGAUAGCCGAUGACUUUCUGUUGAUUCAAGGGUUGCCUGGAUCGGGUGAGUGGGCGAUUUCAUUUUCGUGUUCUGAAUUAUUUUAUUGGGAAGUUAGAUUUUCGAUUUGA